AUGCAACGUCCGUUCGAUGUCAGAGCUUAUCUAUGCAGAGCUCUCUUGGCUCAGAUCAAGCUCAUUGCUAGCUUGAUGCCAAAUCAUGGCAUGAGAGCCCUUGACAUGGUCGAUCACCGAUCUCAUCUACUCCCUGACCUUACAAGGACCUUGGACAUAUUAAUAAACGAGGUCUUGCAUCCUGUACAUGAGAUUGAGAAAUCUCGUGGUCAUACAGAAUCUUCCAUCCUGGAUGGAAUUGAACGUGUCAUUCUUACCAGAAAGAAAUUCCGUCCCAACAGCCCACCAACUGGACUUGUAUUUGAAUACCGUAAGGCGUUCAGACUUGACUGCUUAGAUCAACGAGGGUGGAUGUUGGGGAAAGCCAUUUUUGCCGGCCUUACCGUGUACGUUAAGGAAAAACUCGAGAGCGAUCCUAGAUACAUCAAGAAUGUCUAUGGACGACCGCCUCUACAUCUCGCAAUGCAUGACAAUUUCCCCAGUCCAGACAUGGUACGAUUGCUCUUACACUACAGUGCAUCUCCGAACCAAGAACAAGCCGGUACCACGCCGUGGAGCAAACUCCUCUAUGUUAUCCAGCUCGUUGAACCGGAGUCAAAGGGUGGAAGUGGUGACUGGGCUGAACUCAUAGAUGUAAUGGUUGGUGCCGGCGCUAAUCCAGAUCCCAAUCCCUUUGGCAGGGAGGAUGCAACAAUAGCAACUUUGAAAAGGUUCUGUACGCCGAGCGAUGUGGCUCGGACGCGGCAAUUGGGUGCAAAGCUUCUGCAGUCUUAA
This is a messenger RNA of Letharia lupina, 774 nucleotides long. RefSeq lists its product as uncharacterized. The record is from RefSeq and is a predicted model, not a curated record. The coding region runs from base 1 to 774 and encodes 257 amino acids. Lineage: Eukaryota; Fungi; Ascomycota; Lecanoromycetes; Lecanorales; Parmeliaceae. Gene Ontology annotation, molecular function: protein binding. The transcript has 2 exons.